CGAUCCCGGAAGCGGUGUCAGUGCUGGGCAGCCGGCGGCGGGCGGCGCGGCUGGGACUUGUUGUUCUCCAAGUCGGAGCGUAGAGCCGGGAGCGCGCAGGCGGCGGCGGCCGCGGAGAGCGCGAGAGCAGGAGCGCGCGUGGACAGCGCGUGCCCGCGAGGAGCCGCCGCGCCCGGCCCCACGCGCGAUCGCGCUACAAUUUCCAGGUGGUUCCUUUCUGGUGACCGGGCCCGGGUUAUGACGACUAAUCCCAAGCCGAACAAGGCAUUGAAGGUCAAGAAGGAGGCGGGCGAGAACGCCCCUGUGCUCAGUGAUGAUGAGUUGGUGUCUAUGUCGGUGCGGGAGCUGAACCAGCACCUUCGGGGGCUCACCAAGGAGGAGGUGACGCGGCUGAAGCAGCGGCGACGCACACUCAAGAACCGUGGCUACGCGGCCAGCUGUCGCAUCAAGCGAGUGACUCAAAAAGAGGAGCUGGAGCGGCAGCGAGUGGAGCUGCAGCGGGAGGUGGAGAAACUGGCCCGGGAGAACAGCAGCAUGCGGCUGGAGCUGGACGCCCUGCGCUCCAAGUACGAGGCCCUGCAGACCUUCGCCCGCACCGUGGCCCGUGGGCCUGUCACGCCCACCAAGGUGGCCACCACCAGCGUCAUCACUAUCGUCAAGUCGGCUGAGCUCUCCUCCACCUCUGUACCCUUCUCAGCUGCGUCCUAGUGCCUGCCUGGGCCAGGCAGGGUGCUGGCAGAGGCACGGCCCACGCCUGUCUUAGGCUCCUUGGCACAGACUCCUUAUGUGCACCUGCCCAUCUCGGACCCUGCCAGGCUGAGGGUGGGGACAGCAGGGAUAGACUGAUGCAGCGUGAGAGGGAGGUUUUCCUGAGCAGGUGCUGCACACAGUCCCAUGCACACACGUGUACACACACACUGCCCCUUCCUGCAGGGGUGUGUUUUUAUGAGCCUUCUUCAAUGCCUGCCCAUCAAUAGCAUCCCUGCCAAGGUUCUCCAGCUGCCACGGUGGACACUGCACUGCCCUUUGCUGGGCUCUGGCUGGUGACAGGAACAAGUUCCAACCUUGUUCCUAGCAAAUGGCGCCACAAUCUGUGUUAUCCCUGAGAGCCAUGUCCUGGGAAGCAGUUCUAGGAAUGGCUACCUGCAGGGCCUGGCACAGCCCCCGAGGGCAAGGAGCCCUGGUCAGGUAGGUGGUCACAUGGGAAAGUCUGUCCAGUAUGUGCAGAGGGUUGCAUGGAGGUCGUGGAGUGUCUCUUGUUGUCUGUCAGCUGAGGCGGCUGCAUAGUGUGGUGUAGGGGCCACCUAGCCACAAAGCCAGCAAACAUCUGUACUCAGCAGAGGAGAGAGGCUGGAGGGGGCAAGUGACCUGAGAGAUGUUGGGGGAUGUAGAGGUAGCAAUUACGAUGUGUCUUCUUACUGGAGAAAGACAGGCAGUGAGGUGGGUGAGGAUCGAGUGGAGUCUUGGGGGCCUAGACCCCAGGAUGUGGAAAGGCCAUAGCAUCACAGUGUAGAGGGCCAGAGGGCACAUCUGGAGGGCCUUGUGGAUAUCCCCCCUGUGGGUAGGUCAGCGAGAUCCCAGGGCAGUCUGUAGGCACAGAGAGACCAUCUGUGCAACCUUGGUGCUCAAUUGUCACCUGCCUAUUCCUUCUUCCUGAAUGUUUGUACCACUGGUCACCUUGGGGACCCUUUCUGGGCCUUCUCUCCCAGAGCACGGCUAUAGCGCCCCUUCCUGUGACUAGAGUCCCAGCUGGGUGAGCAAGGGCUGGCUUUGGGAGCCCCAUCUGGGGCAGGUUGGUGGAAUAUGAGCCCUGUGCCCUGUCACCAGCUAGAAGCCAUGUGUAACUAUCAGGGCCAGCACAAGAGGGCUGCAGCAAGCCUCCAGGGAGAUGCCAGGUCUGCCUGCAGGAUUGGGAAGAGAGCAGAGGACAGGCAGCCCCAAGGGCUUCAGCUUAUUGUCCAGUCAGAAACUGGGGCCCUGCUGUGUGGUGGGCUGUCCCCCAAGAUCCUGGGGAGCAUGGUAGGUGGGAGGAGUGGGGAGGGGCAGGCUGAGCCACAGCCAGGCACUUAGAAAUUGCUGUCAAUACCUUUUGGUAGGUAAUCCAUAUUGGAUAUCAAUAAGGACCAUGGGGGAAUAUUUAAAGAGAGAGAAGAUAUAUAUAUAUAUAUAAAAAUUAUAUACACAUUUUAUCAUACAGAUUCUUCAUAACAGUUUUCUUUCCUGGUAGAUCUCUAUUAGUGCAGAGUGGGUUGCAUGGGGUGGGGGCUUGUCCAUCGCCCAUGCUCCCCGCCUCCCCCUGCUUCCAUGAAUCAGUUGCUUGCUUUGGACUGAAGCCCAGGGUGCCACCAAGUGGCCUGGACACGUUGGGUCACUAGUAGCAUGUGCGCUCCAAGAUGGGUUGCAGUAGCGGCCUCUUCCCAGCUCCUGGUAUCCCGUCUGUGGGAUGUGGUAAGCAGGUGACCACUGGCUGUGGGUUGCUGUGUACUUCUGGUGGGGGGCUCUGAACCUUGAGAUUGAGAGAGCUCUUCCCACCUGGAGCUCAUCCAGGGGCCCACCUGGAAGGAGGGGCUAAGGAAGGAUGUGAGUGUGCUCUGUUUUUCUUUAUAUCACUGAAAUUUCAUUUUCAUGAUUUAAUAUAUGGAUUUUUUUAUUUAAGAAAAUGAGUUUUCUGUCUCAUGCCUCUAUCUUCCCAAAGAAGGCAAGCUGUGUUCUUUCAGAGGGACAGGGAUGCGUACUGGCCACACGGGCCCAGCGUCCCUGGCCACCUGUACUUGGCAGUUUCAUCAGUUUCAUUUCAAUAUUUAUUUUUUUUUGUGCUACUUUUUCUCCCCCCAUGUCAUAAAUUAUUGAGACGAGAUCAUAUACCGUGGACCCAUCUGCACCCUGCCUUAUGGCCACUACCUAAUUUAUUGCUGUACAUGUUGCUGUGACUGCUUUUGUAUCUUUGCAAUAAAGAGUUUCCUGUUUGAGAUGUUA
This is a messenger RNA of Nannospalax galili (Upper Galilee mountains blind mole rat), 2976 nucleotides long. RefSeq names its product MAF bZIP transcription factor K (gene Mafk). Lineage: Eukaryota; Metazoa; Chordata; Mammalia; Rodentia; Spalacidae. Gene Ontology annotation, cellular component: nucleus. The transcript is spliced from 3 exons. Gene Ontology annotation, molecular function: RNA polymerase II cis-regulatory region sequence-specific DNA binding; DNA-binding transcription factor activity, RNA polymerase II-specific. Gene Ontology annotation, biological process: regulation of transcription by RNA polymerase II. Bases 238 to 708 code for a protein of 156 amino acids. The record is from RefSeq and is a predicted model, not a curated record.